Ruditapes philippinarum (Manila clam) is the source of this 3773-nucleotide messenger RNA. RefSeq lists its product as uncharacterized. The record is from RefSeq and is a predicted model, not a curated record. The coding region runs from base 41 to 2062 and encodes 673 amino acids. NCBI's taxonomy places the organism in Eukaryota, Metazoa, Mollusca, Bivalvia, Venerida, Veneridae. The transcript is spliced from 12 exons.
AAUACUUCCUGUUCUUUUCGGAACGCUUCUGGGAGCCAGAAUGUCAUUGAAUACCCGGAGAUCUAUACAGGACCAUCAGGUGUUCACUUAUGAUCUUCUAGUCACAAACGUUUGUAGUCAUGCUAAUUUCAAUAGAUCCCAAUCAUGUCAACAGAGUGGAUUUCUACUAUCUGAAACAAUAAAACAUUGUGGAUUCCAGUCAUUGUGUGAACCUGAAUAUAAAGCGAGAUGUAUUAACACGCUUGAAGGUGGAAUGGCGCACAUAUGCGUACCUGUAGACCUGUCAUGUGAAAAGGGUGUGUGGAGAAAAGCCUGGAUCGACAAGGAGAACAAGAAUAUUGUCAAAGUACAGGAGGAAAUUUGCCCAGAACGUAGAUUUCAGCCUAAUAAAUCAAAUUGUUUCGAUGCUUGCAGAAAAGUACAUUUAGACUUAAAUAACCUCGAGGACUGGUAUAUCGUCUAUUCCACUGGAGAUAAUAAAUCACCUACAUAUGUUUACUGCAAUUAUAAAAAAGGAUUUUAUAAUCUCUCAAAUAAAACCUUUCUCAAUUACGACCAAGACAGUGCACACGAAAUCUACUUCUGUCGAAACAAAAAGGAGAUCAACCCAGGCUGUGUCGAAAACAAGAAUCCGUUGCCUAAUGGGACCUGUGUAGCUGCAUGUGCGUCAGGAGAAUGUAGAGAUGACCAUGACCAUUUUAUCUGCAAGCGAAAUUGUAGUUCCAGCUCAAAUAUAGGAAUCAGUGAGUCACCCGGAGACAGCAUCAAAGAUGUUAGAAACAAGUCAACGGAAAUCGCUUCAGAGGAAAACAAAGAACCAAUUCAAACAGACUGGAAGCAUAUAUUACUUAUAGCUAUCGUGUUUUUUAUUUGUGCGUUCGUAUUCAUUGGAAUCUUAUAUGCAGUAAUCCGCUACCGUAAAAGACAUGGAAGAAAUCCAUCUAACGCUCUCGAAAUGCUAAGUCGUUCCCGUCAAGAUUUACCUGAGACGGAAUCACAGAAUAACAAUAAUGAGUCUGAAAGAAAUAAGGACACGUUUGAUGGAACUAGAGAAAAAGAAACAGAACUGGAUCAUGAGUUAACGAAACCACUUUUACAGAGGCAACCCAAUACUGAUCAGGAUUGUUUAGAAGCUUGUGCAAGUCCAUCAAACUCUUUAAAGACAUGUAUACAAGGAGGCGAACUUAAAAAAGAGGUGGACGAUACAUUCACUCAAAGCGUAAUGGCAAAUCUAAACAUCAGUUUAAUGUCGUGUGGCGCCUUGAUUAACGACGGAAAUCUAGAAGGAACUGUUUUUCGGGUUGGUUCUAAAUAUGUGAUGACGGCGUAUCAUGUGAUAAAAGACAUUAAACAUUUAAUUCAAACUGCACGUGACAACAUAUUUGUGAAUUUUGCGGAAUCUGUAUGUGUUGUUUCCUGCAAAACGUACCGGGUAAUCAUUGAAUUCUACGUUAAAGAAGUGGAUAUCGCAAUUCUAGCGUUACAUGAUGUUGCGAACUUGGAGACACUCCCGAAACCGUUAUUGCUGUGGCCUAAAAAUGUAGAUUUACUAAAAAUAAGAAACAUUUCUGUUAUUGGUUAUGGACAUCCAGACAGUCCAUAUAAAAAACAUUUGGAAAAAUGUAAAAUUCUAACAGAUCCAUUAACGGAAACAAGAGUGACAGCAGCUAAAGAUUUUCUGCAGAAAAAGAAAGAAGAAUUCACUCAAGAUAUAACAUGGAUUGGUAAAGAUCAUACAUCUAUUGAUAGAGGAUAUGGAGAUUAUAAUAAUAGAAAUAUAAUAAAAUUUGACUGUUAUAUGGCAAAAGGGUUAUCCGGAGGCCCAAUUUUAACAAAUGAACAUAAAACUACUAGAGUUAUUGGCAUUGUAAUAGGAAUGAGGCCAGAGUUGUUCUAUAACUUAUCUCAUAAUAAGCAAGCCACAUUUCCAAAGGAUUUUAUGUUUGAAUUUGGUGUAAAAAUGCAUAUAGUGUAUGAACAACUCAUUGCAGUUAAUCCUGCCCUGGCACAAGACAUUUUUCCACCCGAUACAACAUCGUCAAAUGAACAACUAUAUCCAUAAAACAUGACGUCACUGAGUCACACUUAGGGAUUUCUUAUUCAAUAAACUAAUACAAUACAGGAGAUGUCCUCCCUAUGCACACAGUUGUGUUGCGACUUCUAAGAUUUUCCUCAAAUUAUAAAGCAUUUACCAAUUUUAACCACACGACGAUGCAAUGAAUCAUUAAAUGAUAUAUUAAAUAACUAUGUAACGUGCACUUAUAUUAGUGUAAGAAGAACACUUACAAAAUAAAUUAUUUAUAUUUGAAAUUGAUAAAAAUAUAAGUUUUAUCAUGCUUUUUAACCUAUUAAAGACACGCACAUCAUCACUAAAACUAUUUUGGACUGUGUUACAUAUACACACAUUGGCUAACAAACUGAUAAACCAAGCUAUAUUUUAACAAUGCUAAGCGUGAAUACCUAAAAGUGUCUUUUAAACUCAUGGAUUUUUCCGCAUGAUAUUAAAAUUGCAAACCUAAAGUGUUUUUCUCUAUAUCAAAAUUACAAACCUAUAGUGUUUUUCUAUUCCUUAACAAAAGGAGUUCCAGCAAACUACCAGGUGCUAGUGUUCGCUUUCUCACACGCCUUUUCAAUGCUUUCCACAAAUUGCUGGAACAAGAGCGAGCCCUUUUUCAGGAAUGGAGAAAAUUUCCCAAGCCUUCAUGAGCAACUACACAAUUUUUCAUGAGACAGAGAUAUUUAACACAUUGUUAAAGCCAUGGGAUGACAUUAAGAUCUCGUUUAGUGCCAUUCAGAGACUGUUCCUUUUGUUACGUUUUUACAGCCAUUCUGUGAUUUUUUUAUUUUACAGUAGCCUACUUUUUUGGUAAAAAAGUGUGCACUUGAUAUAUGAUUGGUUCAUCAUCUUGUGAAUAGAUGUUGCAUAAAGUCACACUUUUAACCUAUCGAAAUCUUAAAAGAUCUUCAAUUGUUGUGUUUAUGGUUCUUUCGUUUUUCAAUUUGUUCAAGACGACUUUGAAUGAAUAUUGUUUUAUAAUUACCCUUAUGUGUAUGAUUUUUAAAUUUGUUAAGGCAUUUGUCAGUGAAACCCAUAUUGGAUCUUCCAAUUGUCUGGCGUAUUUUAUAAUUACAAAUUUGGGUAAAGUUAACUACGUUUGAUCAUGUGGCUUUCCCUUGUUAAAGGCAUCCUUGUUAAAUAUCAAAUUGAUAUGCCUGUCAAGAAGUUAUAAUCCCACGUUCAUGUUUUACAACGGUAAGCAUUUGACAUUCAAUGUUUCAACUUUACCCAUAGUAUUUUAACUCGACAAAAGGAAUGCAAUUCUAUAGUAACCGCAAACACAUGUCUGCAAGAAAGCAAAGCGCGAUAUAUGAACGUGAAACAUGCACCAUUUCUUUUUGGCUAUAAGCAGUUUACACAUUGACAUUGGAAGAUUUACGAUUUUAUAGCUACCGUUAACUCCUUGCCUUUGUCGGACAAGCUACUUUCACUUAUCACACUAAAAGUAAAAAUAAUCAGUUUAAUGUUUCUGUAUGUAAGUCUGAUGUUGAUAUGAAUAUUGGGGUAUAAAUUUUGCCUAAAUUGAUGUUAUGGUUAUGAGGGAUCAUCGAAUUUUGAUCUAAAUAGCAUUGAAAACAGAUGAUGCAUCAUUGUUCAUUAUAAUUAAUGAUGCAGCAAAAACUCUUAAGAAUAACAAACUUUGGGCAGAUAAAUGUUUGAGUUGUUGCUAUGUGGCGUUGCUCUAGAUAGAUUACAUUAAUUGCAAAUAAAUACU